CCGUGCUGGUGGUUGCAAGGCUGUGCAGAUCCGGGGCGGGUGCACAAGGCAGUGAGGGGCAGAGUAGGGCACAGGACGUUGCACUGGGCAUUGCACUGGGCGUUGCACUGGAGGUGCAGGGCUCUGGGUUUUGCAAGGGGCGUGCAGUACUCUGGGCGGUGCACAGGGGCGGUGCGGGGCGCAGGGCAGCUGACAGCGUCAUCACCCGGGAGCAGCGCGCGCUCCGCCUCAGCAGCCACCGCAUCGCGCCGCGCUCAGCGGGUCCCGGAGCUGCGCCUGGAGACUAGCCGCGCUGAGCGGGCUCUCCCCAGGUACUUCCUGGCCAGUAGCUGGAGUUCUGAAGCAACAUGCCAGAACAGAGCAAUGACUACCGGGUGGCCGUGUUUGGGGCAGGUGGUGUUGGCAAGAGCUCCCUCGUUUUGAGGUUUGUCAAAGGGACCUUCCGGGAGAGCUAUAUUCCAACUGUGGAAGACACCUACCGGCAGGUGAUCAGCUGUGACAAGAGCAUAUGCACCCUGCAGAUCACCGACACCACCGGGAGCCACCAGUUCCCUGCCAUGCAGCGGCUGUCCAUCUCCAAAGGCCAUGCCUUCAUCCUGGUCUACUCCAUCACCAGCCGGCAGUCCCUGGAGGAACUCAAGCCCAUCUACGAGCAGAUCUGUGAGAUCAAGGGGGACGUGGAGAGCAUCCCCAUCAUGCUGGUAGGGAACAAGUGUGACGAGAGCCCCAACCGUGAGGUGCAGAGCAGCGAGGCGGAGGCCCUGGCGCGCACGUGGAAGUGUGCUUUCAUGGAGACAUCGGCCAAGCUCAACCACAACGUCAAGGAACUCUUUCAGGAACUGCUCAACCUGGAGAAGCGCAGGACCGUGAGCCUCCAGAUCGACGGCAAGAAGAGCAAGCAGCAGAAACGGAAGGAGAAGCUCAAGGGCAAGUGCGUGGUCAUGUGAGAGGCUUCCACGUAGAAGGAGCUGCUGCCCUUAGGGCAUCUCUUCCUCCCCCCCCCCUCCCUGUGAACCCCACUGUCGUCAGGGCAGCAUGUCUGAUGCCCAUGUGUUAAACAUUGCAUUUGGCUGUGACAUACCCUGCAAUGCCCUCAAGAGGCAUUCCAUAUCCCCCAGCAGCCCACCCCUCAGGAGUUGUCGAAUCUGCGAUGCUCUCCGCAUCCCUGGAAACCGAGGCCAGUCCUGAGUGGGCUUUAGCCAUUUGAAGGCGAGGGGACUCAGAGCUGUGGACGUAGGAGAAACUGAGAGUACUCUGUAAUGCAUGUGUGUGUGUGUCUGUGUGUGACAGCAGGUUAACCCUUAGCUACUGGAACCAUCCCACACCAGGAAACUUAGUUCAGAAGCCACUAACAUCUUUGGGGAAGCAGCAGGCAGUCAAAGGAGGCGAGAAACCUGUGGAUCCAACAUGGACCUAUGGACCCUAGCGGUUCCUGUUAAUGCAUUUUUAGUGGGAUUAAAGACAAAAUACCAUAGCCCCCUCCAAAUGAUGCUCAUGUUGUUCCUGCUGACACACAAUGCGGGGAUGCCCUCACUUCCUCAAAGUCUUCUUACAAGUACCGUGUCAGUCUGUCAAUUGUACACACUUCACAUGUAAGGCAAGGGUACCUACGGCAUGAUGCUGUGCCAGCACUUCCUCCAUUUUUGGGGCAGGACAUUGUGACAUCAUGCAAAGAUCGCAAUAAUGCCCGUGUGUGUGUGUGUGUGUGUGUGUGUGUGUGUGUGUGUGAUACUUAGAGGGUCUUAGAAACAUGAACUUUCUUUCUUUUGACCUUCGAGGGUGGCCACUUCUCUCAGCCUCAGAUUUUUAAAUAAAAGCAAAUAAAGUAGGCAUUUUUUUUUAGACUCCUACCUUCCCCUCCCCUAAGAUGGCUUUCUUGUCUUAAAUAACUCCAUGUGUACCCAGCUGGGAAACAGCCAGCCAAGAGCAUCUAAUAACCAAAAGCACACCCAUUUUUCUAAACCACAUGAGCCUGCAGAUGCCAUGCGCUGCACCUCAAUGAAAUACUCAGAAACAGACGUCAUUCACUGUGUUUUUAACAAUUUAUCUAUAUUGGAAGUAGAUUGCUAGAAGAUGCAUUUAAUUAAUAGUAAUUUCCCCCCUGUUCCUUGUUAAAUGUCCUUAAGUUCCUCAGUGUGGUGUGCACCCCAGAACCGGUUCUUUCCUAAUGUCUGUGUGUGUAGCCUGGAUUUCUCAGAACAAACCAGCCAUGGCUUGAGGCAGCAGAGGCCAUGCCAGCUACAGAUAGAUUGCUCUCUCUUUUCUGGGCACAAUGCCCUCAGCUUAGUCCAAUUUACCUGCCAUCCUGGAGUCUGUCUGGGUUUUGGUUCUUGAAAAUUCUUACUCCCACAGCCAAUGAGAAGGAGCUCCUGUCUCACCUGGUUGGGACAAACCCAUGCUGGCCUCAGGUGCUGGCUUGGCCACUCUCUUAGCCAUCUUACCAUUGCCCAGUCAGCAGGUCAAGGGGACUGCAGCACGGGGAAGCCUAUAUAGUGGCCCUAUGGCCUCUGUGCAGACCUCCCGAGGCUGGCGAGUUGUGGUAGGCCUCUUGUUCCACCUAUGCCUCCAAAGCACACUGUAUUCAAACUCCUUUGUUUCCUUCAGGCCUCUAGAAUUCAGUCUCCUUGUCUGGCCUGGCCCACUCUGCUCUGUCAAUCAUAGCCCACCCUGGCGACAUGCUGAGGGUUGGGAAGGUCCCUUAGGAUACUGUAUGGCUCAGUGAUCUUACCAUUUCUGUGGACUUCUAGAACAAAAUCCUUGGGGACCUGGGUGAGCAGCCACCCUGAAAAAUGAGGAAAGCCCAGGAGUCAACCAUGAGCUCAGACUCAUUCCGGGCCCCCUCUGAGGCUCUUCUGUUGGCUCUUUCUGUUCCCUAAAACCAUUCCCUAUCACAGGAAGAUGGAGCUGCAGAGU
Molecule: messenger RNA, 2913 nt
Organism: Alexandromys fortis (reed vole)
Lineage: Eukaryota; Metazoa; Chordata; Mammalia; Rodentia; Cricetidae
Gene: Diras2
Product: DIRAS family GTPase 2
Exons: 2
Coding region: 348-947 (199 amino acids)
Biological process (GO): signal transduction
Cellular component (GO): plasma membrane
Molecular function (GO): GTP binding; GDP binding; GTPase activity
Source: RefSeq, a predicted model, not a curated record